Molecule: messenger RNA, 1275 nt
Organism: Penicillium canescens
Lineage: Eukaryota; Fungi; Ascomycota; Eurotiomycetes; Eurotiales; Aspergillaceae
Product: MOSC domain protein
Exons: 1
Coding region: 1-1275 (424 amino acids)
Molecular function (GO): pyridoxal phosphate binding; catalytic activity; molybdenum ion binding
Source: RefSeq, a predicted model, not a curated record
AUGUCCACAAUCGACAUUGCCCUCGGGGCCGUGGUCAAUUUCCCUGUUUUAGUUGUUCUGCUCGCUUUUAUACCACUUUAUCUUAUUUUAAAGACACCCCCGAUCCGUCCGAAAGGAUGUCGCCGCUUGGGACUCCUGCCAGGUCGGAGCAAUCUAGACGAUGAAUUCGAUCCGAAGUAUAGCGAGGGCCUCCCUAAUGACCAGAAGGAUCAGGGUCGCCCAUCAUGGCGCGUCAAAGCCCUGUUUACUUAUCCCCUUAAAUCCUGUGGCGCAGUCGAGCUGCAACUUUCGAAUGUCGUACCUACGGGACUCGAAUUCGACAGGCAAUUCGUCUUUGCGGAGUACAGCAAAGGAGAAUGGAACAUUCGAACUUUGCGCAAUGCAGGAUUUAACCGUCUCGCCCUGAUUCAUCCUGAGAUCUGGGUUCCUGACCCGUCCGCCUCGGACUAUGACACAAACCUGCCAGAAGUCAAGUCAGACGGCGUGAUGCUGAUAUCGUAUCCUCGCUUGACACCAACCGGAUGGAAGGGUCUUCCCACGAAAAUUGGCAUGGCACUCAAGAUCUGUGCCAGCCGCCACACAUUCCAAGUUCCAUUGCAUGCACCACAGGACUCCAGCUUCCCACUCGUCCCAGUCAGAAUCUGGAAAGACAAUCCCCUGGCACACGAUUUUGGAUGUCUGCUCCCAGCAUCAUUACACGCAUACAUGGGCUUCGACCCCAAAACCAGUCCAUUAACACUCUUUCGCACAAGCGCACCACACACCCGCCAAAUCUUCCGCAACGCACCUCGCAAAGAAGACCUAGGCUUCCAACCCAACACAGCCUUCGCAGACGCCUACCCAAUCCAUCUCUUGAGCAUCUCAAGCCAUAGAGACGUAGCAGCACGCUGCGCCUACGCAAUCCCACGCCUAAGCAUCCGCCGCUUCCGCGCAAACAUCAUCAUCCAAGGACCCGCUGCAUUUGCAGAAGACCACUGGAAGCGACUUUCUAUUGGUGGAACGGAGAUCCAUGCUUCGUGUCGGACUGUACGGUGUCGGUUGCCGAACGUUGAUCCCGAGUCUGGGGAUCGACAUAAAGCCGAGCCGGAUCGGACGUUGAAGGCAUAUCGACGUAUUGAUGAUGGGGAUCGGACUAACGCUUGUCUUGGAAUGCAGCUUGUUCCUGCUCAAGAGGCUUUUAUGCUUCAUGUUGGGGAUGAGGUUCGGGUUCUUGAGACUGGGGGACAUCGGUAUAUUAAGAUGUUGGCGCCUGGUGAGAAGGUUGAGGGGGUUUGA